This is a messenger RNA of Budorcas taxicolor (takin), 1521 nucleotides long. It is a transcript of the gene GAL3ST2, whose product is annotated as galactose-3-O-sulfotransferase 2. Lineage: Eukaryota; Metazoa; Chordata; Mammalia; Artiodactyla; Bovidae. The record is from RefSeq and is a predicted model, not a curated record. Gene Ontology annotation, biological process: glycolipid biosynthetic process; glycoprotein biosynthetic process. The coding region runs from base 1 to 1521 and encodes 506 amino acids. Gene Ontology annotation, cellular component: membrane. Gene Ontology annotation, molecular function: galactosylceramide sulfotransferase activity. The transcript is spliced from 6 exons.
AUGCAUUUCCGCACCCUCCGAGAGACGGUGAAGGACAGGGAAGCCUGGCGCGCUGUGGUCCAUUUCUCCGCAGAGCUGGACCUGGGGCGUCUUGGCGAUGAGGCUGGGCACAGGCCAGCCGGCAGGCGUACAGGGCGAGCCGGGCAGUGCCCCAUCACCGCAGACGGCAGAACGCUAGCGUUCGGCUACAAGAGGCAUGCACAGUGGCUGGAACUGACUGGAUACAAGAGCAGAGUGGGGGGUGGGGACCUGCAGCCUGCUUGGGGCCAGGGGGCCAGAGGGGUCUCACGGGGCGGCCCUGAAGCCAGUGUGAGUCCACUUCUGAGUUUCCGUCUGGGGGGCGUCGAGAGGUGCUUCUGGGCCAUGCUCCUCCUCCUGGCUCUGGCUGUGCUCCUGCUGGCCGGCAUCAUGCACAUGGACGUCGGGCUGUUCAUGCCCCAACUCGGGGACCAGGCUGAUGGGCCUCCCGUCACCAACGUCAUGUUUCUUAAGACGCACAAGACGGCCAGCAGCACGGUGCUCAACAUCCUCUUCCGCUUCGCCGAGACGCACAACCUGUCGGCGGCGCUGCCCGCCGGCGGCCGCUUCCACCUCGGCUACCCCUGGCUCUUCUUGGCGCGCUACGUGGAGGGCGUAGAGCAGGGCGGGCCGGGGAGGCGCUUCAACAUCAUGUGCAACCACCUGAGGUUCAACCCGCCAGAGGUGCAGAAAGUCAUGCCCAACGACACCUUCUACUUUUCCAUCCUCAGAAACCCCGUCUUCCAGCUGGAAUCCUCCUUCGUCUACUACAAGAGCCACGUCCCCGCCUUCAGGAACGUCUCCAGCCUGGAAGCCUUCUUGGCCUCGCCGUGGACCUACUACAACCAGAGCCUGGGCCUGAGGAACGCCUACGCCCGGAACAGCAUGUGGUUCGACCUGGGUUUCGACAAUGACGCGCCGCCGGAGGAGGGCUACGUGCGCGCGCGCCUGCUCGACGUGGAGCGGCGCUUCCAGCUGCUGCUCAUCUCGGAGCAUUUCGACGAGUCCAUGGUGCUGCUCCGGCGCCUGCUGCGCUGGCGGCUCGACGACGUGGUGGCCUUCAGGCUCAACUCGCGCAGCCAGCACAGCGUCACCACCUUGUCGCCCGCAGGCCAGGAGCGCGCCAAGCACUGGUGCGCCCUGGACUGGCACCUCUACCAGCACUUCAACCGCACCUUCUGGGCCCGGCUGCGCGCAGAGCUGAGCCCGCGGCGUCUGCGCUCCGAGGUGGCUCAGCUGCGCAAGCGGCGGCGCGAGCUGGCGGUCCUGUGUCUACAGGACAGCGAGCCCAAGAACCAGUCGCAGAUCACCGAUCUCCGACUGCGCCCCUACCAGUCGGGCAGGGCCGACAUCCUGGGCUACAACCUCAGGCCGGGCCUGGACAACCAGACGCUGCAGAUGUGCCAGAGGAUGGUUAUGCCUGAGCUCCAGUACAUGGCCCACCUGUACACCCUGCAGUUCCCGGACAAACCCCCCAAGAACCUCGCCUUCCUGGAGGCCUAG